AUGGACGACGAUGUUUUAUCACCAGCUACCAUGAUGGGAGCUCAACCUGAUUCCGCUACGGAUUUAGACUUCAUGGAUGAACUGUUCUUAGAGGGAUGCUGGUUGGAAACCACAGAUGGACCUGAAUUUCCUAAUCAAAGCCACGCCAAUUCUGGUGCCCAUUUAAACCCCUCAGUUUUUUGGCAUACGUUGGAGGCGAAUGGCAAUUUGACCAUGAACCCAUCUGAAAACAGUAAUCAAGAAGUGAUACAAACACCAUUCUUCAAACAACUCCAUGAAGGUCCUGUGAAUCCUCAGUUUCCGAGCCAGAAUAUGAUAGAUGUUGAUGGGUACUCUGGUCACUCAGCAGAUCCUACAAUUAAAAGUUAUGAAUUGAACAGAAGGUGGUGGAUUGGUCCCAUAGGAAAUCAAGGUCCUGCAUCAUCUGUGAUGGAGAGACUAACGAGGGCUCUUGUGUGCAUUCGAGAUGUCAUGAGAGACAAAAAUGUUCUUGUACAAGUAUGGGUGCCUGUAAAUAAAGGGGGUAGAAAUGUUUUAACUACUAAUGAUGACCUUUUCUCGCUUGAUUCUAACUGUCCCAGGCUUUCCAAAUAUCGAGACAUCUCUGUUAAUUAUCAAUUCUCAACUGGAGAGGAUUCUACGGAGUUGGUUAAGGGGUUGCCCGGCCGGGUUUUCUCAGGUCAGGUUCCUGAGUGGACUCCUGAUGUUCGAUUCUUCAGAAAAGAUGAGUACCCACGGGUUGACCAUGCUCAACAUUAUGAUGUACGUGGAACUCUAGCUCUUCCUAUCUUUGAACAAGGUAGUAGGACUUGCUUGGGUGUGAUUGAGGUUGUUACAACCACCCAAAAGAUAAAGUAUCAACUUGAGCUUGAAAGUGUUUGCAAGGCACUUGAGGCUGUUAAUCUUCAAAGUUCUAGAAAUUGGAGUACUCAAAACAUAAAGGGGUGUGUCAAGCCCUAUCAAGCUGCAUUACCUGAGAUCCAAGAGGUCUUGAGAUCUGCAUGCGAGACACACAAAUUGCCUUUGGCACAAACUUGGGUGUCAUGCAUCCAACAAGGCAAAGAUGGGUGCAGACAUUCUGAUGAAAACUACGUUCACUGCGUUUCAACUGUGGAUCAUGCUUUCCAUGUGACUGAUCCUUAUAUCGAGAGAUUUCAUGAAGCUUGCUCUGAGCAUCAUUUGUUAAAAGGCCAAGGCAUUGUUGGGAAAGCUUUUAUGACCAAUCAACCAUGCUUCUCAGAUGACAUAACCUCCUGUGUUAAGACAGAGUAUCCUCUAUCUCACCAUGCCAGGAUGUUCGGAUUGCAUGCAGCUGUUGCAAUACGUCUAAGGAGCAUGAAAACUGGUUCAACUGAUUUUGUUCUGGAGUUCUUCUUGCCAGUGGAGUGCAGGGAUCCAGAAGAACAGAAAAAGAUGCUAAAUUCACUGUCCAUAAUUAUACAACAGAUUUGCCGGAGCUUACGGGUUGUCACAGACAAGGAACUAGAGGAGGAAUCUGAUUUUCCUGUCAGUGAGAUGAUAGUCUCUUCGGAUCCCAGACCUAGUGGUAUUGCCAGUUUCACAGAGGUCCAACUGAGUGGUAAUGAUGUCUCAAUAUUCCCAAUGGAAAAUCCAAGGGAGGUGCUUGAUGUGAAAUCCUCAAAGUUAAGGCAACAUCAACCAGAUUCGAACCUAAAGGUUGGUGUCAAGUGUGGGAGAGAGUGUUCUGCUUUGGGCGAGGGUAGCUUCUCAAGUGUUGGUGUGAGCAAGACAAGAGAGAAAAGACGUACUAAGGCAGAAAAAGCCAUCACCUUGGAAGUUCUUAGAAAAUAUUUUUCCGGCAGCCUAAAAGAUGCUGCAAAUAGCAUUGGAGUUUGCUCCACAACCUUGAAAAGGAUAUGCAGACAACACGGGAUUAAACGUUGGCCAUCUCGAAAAAUUAAGAAGGUUGGUCACUCUUUACAGAAACUCCAACUUGUAAUUGACUCAGUCGAAGGUGCAUCUGGGGCUUUCCAAAUCAACUCUUUCUACACAAACUUCCCAGAGUUAACAUCUCCGAAUUUAUCGGGGACAAGCCCAUUUUCAACCUCAAAGCUGAGUGAUCAGCCAAAGCCAACAAACUUGUCACCUGAAGGUGGUGUUGUCAGCCCCCAGGCUACUGCAUCAAAAUCACCCUCAUCUUCAUGCAGUCAGAGUUCCAGUUCAAGCCAAUGCUGUUCCAGCAGGACACAGCAACAUCGCCCCACAUGUAAUGUCACUGGUGGUGAUGAUCCAAUUGUUGGAGAUAACUCUGGCGAUGGUGUGCUAAAGAGGGUCAGAAGUGAAGCAGAGUUGCAUGCCUUUAGUCAAGAUCGAACACAGCUACUACCGAGAUCCCAGAGCCAUAAAAUUCUCAACGAGCUGCAAAAAUUGCAGCCUAUUCCACCUUCACUGAAGAAUAAUGGGGUAGCUCAAGAAGGGGAGGUUCAAAGAGUAAAAGUCGCAUACGGAGAUGAGAAAACCCGGUUUCGCAUGCAAAAUGAUUGGAGAUAUGAAGAUUUGGUGCAAGAAAUCGCAAAGCGAUUUAGUAUAGAAGACAUGAGUAAAUUUUAUAUCAAAUACUUGGAUGAUGACUCAGAGUGGGUCUUAUUAACAUGUGAUGCUGAUUUAGAAGAGUGUAUUGAUGUAUGCAGAUCGUCACAGAGCAAUACAAUUAAGCUCUCUCUCCAUCUUUCUCGUCAUCAUUUGGAAAGGUUUAUAGGGAGGGAUGUUGAAGCCUCCGCUGUUGGAGUAUGA
Molecule: messenger RNA, 2754 nt
Organism: Prunus armeniaca (apricot)
Lineage: Eukaryota; Viridiplantae; Streptophyta; Magnoliopsida; Rosales; Rosaceae
Source: the annotation of a GenBank genome assembly